This is a messenger RNA of Strongylocentrotus purpuratus (purple sea urchin), 4383 nucleotides long. Its product is annotated as calcium-binding protein P. The record is from RefSeq and is a predicted model, not a curated record. The transcript is spliced from 6 exons. Gene Ontology annotation, molecular function: zinc ion binding. Lineage: Eukaryota; Metazoa; Echinodermata; Echinoidea; Camarodonta; Strongylocentrotidae. The coding region runs from base 178 to 783 and encodes 201 amino acids.
AAGUCCAUGCGACUUGAGCGGAAAAUAAUCUAAAUUACCAAAGUGUAAUCACACAAGAUACCAGUAACGUAUACGUUUGUGUUGUGCGUUAGGCUACUGGAAAAGAUAAGCAAUUUCAUCGGAAUUGGACGUGAUUGAGAGAGACCUACUUCAUCUACAGUACUUGUAUCACAGACAAUGGCAGACCAGGAGCCAGAUCAACCACCUCCACCCUACCCAGGGGAAAAUAAAGCUUACCCGCCUGGAAGUACACCGUACCCUCCCCAGCAGCAGCAGGCCUACCCCCCUCAGGGUCAACCGGGCUAUCCUCCUCAGGGCCAACCACCCCAAGGCCAACCGGGCUACCCCCCGCAGGGCCAACCAGGCUACCCCCCACAGGGCCAACCAGGCUACCCUCCCCAGGGCCAGCCAGGUUACCCCCCUCAACAACCAGCAAGCUACCAACAGCCUUACCCUCAGCAGGGUGGCUACCCCGCCGGUCAAGGGAUGCCCCCGCCGGGCGGUCAGCAGACUGUGGUGGUCGCCCAGCCGACCCAGAUGGUGACCACGGUCGUUCAGCACUUUGGUGACGCCCCGUCCAACACCAAGUGCCCCAACUGCCAGAACCAGGUCACCACCAUCGUGUCCCACGAGCCGGGCACGAUGGCCUGGCUCUCUUGCUUUCUCAUGUUCAUCUUUGGAUUCUGGCUCUGUUGUUGCAUUCCCUUCUGUGUUGAUGGCAUGCAAAACGCAAACCAUCAUUGCCCUGUCUGCAAAUACCGCAUCGCCACCUACAGCCGCUAGCCGUUGCCAUGGCAUUGAGUCCUCCAUGCUGCAAGAUACCUAGGGGAGGAGGAGAAGGUGGAGGAGGAGGAGGAGAAGGAGGAGGAGGAGGAGGAGGAGGAGGAGGAGGAGGAGGAGGAGGAGGAGGAAGAAGAGGAAGAGGAAGAGGAAGAGGAAGAGGAGAGAAUGUCAGUGAUACUGGGGCAUUGGGAUCAAGUGGCUCCACAGAUUCUUUCAUAUUUUAAUCGCAUUCUGUUUUAAUAUUCCAAAUCAUAGAACUUUUACAUUGUCAGUGUACUUAAUAUUAAAAUGGAGAAUCUCUUUGGCUUUAUUCAGUCACGUUUCUACGUAUUUGAUUACAGUACAUUAUCAGGCCUUUGAGGUACGUGUACAAGACUACGGAUGUACCUUCUAUGGGUUAAUUCAAAAACAACAUUCUAUUUAUAUUUUUUUUACAGAAGUUUAAAAGAGGGGGGGGGGGGGGGGGUGGGUGGGCAACAUGAAUUCUUGAAAAGAGAAAGUCACGUUAUAUUACGGUAAAAAUUAAGAUGUGGUGGGUAUUAAAUCACAAAUUUUCUGGAUAGGAGCCUUCCUGGUCCAUCCAUUGUUUUGGAUUUAUACACUCCAAUGAAAAUUCCUUAAAAUAAUGAAAAUGAGAAUCUCUAGAAUGGCCUGAUUUUGAUGCAAUAUGCCACGAUGCUGUAAACAGUGGCCUUUCAUAUGAUUUAACUGAUCUAAGGUGGAAGUUUUGAAUUAGCUGCAUAUUAAAAAUGAGGUUAAAAACUAGUUAUGGAAGUCAUGAAUUAUCUUUUUUAUAUGUUUGUUAGACUCCAUCAAUUGUAUCUUAUUUUUACAGAUGCAGAGAUAUCUUAUUUUGAAUUAAGUUAAAGAUUUGAAGAGCCAUUAUCAAUGAAGCAGCUCAUAUGUAGAAUAUUGAACAGGGAAAUGUAUUUUUUGUUGUUGUAAUGUUCUUUUUUCUAGAUUAUACCAUAUAUCUUGUUUGAUGAUUUUACAUAUAAAUACUAUAUAUAUUAUAUAUAUACGCCUGUAUUUGGAUUAAGUUUUGCUCUAUCAAUGUCCAUCUACAUCUUUUGUUCUAUCUACAACUCGUUAUCUAUUCACAUACUACUGCUUCACUUAUCCCUUUAUAGUGUUAGUCGACUGGCAGAAAUAUAUGUUUUUGAUGAAACAUCAAGCAUUAUUAUUCAUGUCAACAUAGGAGAAGAUAUUCAUUGGCAAAAAAAAAAAAAAAAAAAAAUGGAUGGGGAUCGAUCGAGUCUAAAUGUUCUGCUGAAUAAAUGUUCAAGUUCAAGUUCAAAUUUUAUUUCCAUUAUCAACGGGAAAAACACAAAUUUUUAUAUAGAAUAAAUAAAUUACAAACAACAGUUUGUAUUAUAAGUAUCCUUUUCAGUAUUCAAAAGUAAUUAUACAAGUGUAAGUGUUAUUUUUCUUUGCAUAACAAAAGACAUUUUUUAUAUAAUUCAUAAUUUAGUUACAAGGAGUUAUACGACAAUCAACCAUAAUCAUGGAAGAACUGCAAGACUUCAACAUUUAUUAUUCAUAAUGACCAUUAGCAACCUAAAUCUAUAUAAUUUUUAAGUGUUUAAAUUUUCAUAUAAGGAUGAUAAAGCUGUUAAUUUUCAAAAUAGGAUCACAGUCGCUUCAUACAGUGUGUAUUGGGCUGGAGGCAUGGCAGGUGUGCAUGAGAUUGAGUUUCAUUUAUUUGGUAAAUGUUAAUAAAUGCUUAUCGUUCAGAAAUUAAAACCAAUACUUCUAACUGUUCUUAAUCGUUCGAAAUAGGGAUAGCGUUUUGUGCAUUGUAAGUUAAUGCCAAGUGUUUAUAUAGAUAUAUAUUGGUAUUUGUAAUUGUAUGUGUAUUCAUAGUCUAUAUGAAUAAUAUAAAUGUAAUACAUGUUGCAGGAUGCUUCAAAGUUGAGUGAUGACAGUGAUGUACCCUCGUUAAUCCCACUUUAUUUGUUAAAUUUGUUUACUAAAUUUUUUGAGCACAGAAUACAAUCUACAGGUGCCACGUUAAUAAGUAUGAGAGGAUCACUCAGCAAACAAAUCCACACAGUUUGAAAUCUAUAUACAUCAACAGGCCUAAAUGAACUAUUUAAUUUCAAUAAUUAAAUGAGCAUUGUUUUUAAAAACUUUUAAAAUGGGCUGCAGACAAUUGUUUAUUUCUGCUUUGAGCAGGUUGAAAUAUGUAGCAUGCAUGAACAAGUUGCUGAAGCUAAUUGACAUCAAAUAUCACAUUUUGUGAUAUAGGCUGAAAUCUGUAGACUCAAAAAAUUCAACUGAAAUAGUAUUAGGCUUGUUCCAGGCUUUCUUCAUGUAAAUGAACAACAUGAUUCCCAUUACAUGAAGCCUAAUAGUCUCACUCAAAGAAAUAUACUUCAAUCGUCAUAGCAACUCAUGAAUCAAACAUUGCUAGAGACGAUAAAGUGACAUAUCAUUGUCAAGUUGCAGAGUAAGAAAGGCUUUUUAAUCAAGACAAUUUGGGACAAAUAAAAAUAAAAUUAAAAAAAAACUGAUGAUAGGAACUUGAAAGUGUGAUGUUUUUCAAUAAACAGGUAAAUGGAAAGGGUACUAUACAUGAUAUAUCAUGAUAAUAAUGUUAUUUCCCUGAAUGUAUGUAGAUUAUAAAAAACAACUCAAAUUAAAGAAAGUUUAAAUCCUCCACUGAAGAAAUGUUGUCAAAUGGGUUGGCCGUUAGAGGUGAAAGUUAAUGAAAGCAUUUCUGAAGAGAGGAAGAGAAUACUAUAUAUUGACAAGUUAUUAAUAAGCAUUUUGUCUUGAUAAUGGACUAUAUAAACUUGUUUCCAUGUAGUUUAGUGUAAUUUAAGUAGAUUUUAACUUCCUCUACGAAUCAACAUUCUUUUAUGAUCAUUCUUAUUUAAUUUUGUGAAAUCUAUUUCAUAUAUUUUCUGUUUUCUUUUUCUUUUUAUAGUGAAUAGCAUAUCCUAUACUCUCAUUGUAACAUUUAUCAAUUUUUAUUGUGUGAAUUUAUUGUUAACUAUUUCAAGAAGAUGUUACAGUUUAUGUCUUUAUGCGAUCUAAAUGCAUCAUAAGUUACAGAUAUAUUCCAAAUUUUCAGAUUAAUUAGUUUUAUUUCAUAGACAGAAUAUCAUGUGAAUGAAACAAGUAUCAAUAAUCUUUCAAACUUUUAUAAAAAGCAAAUUGCAUGCUGUGGUCUUAAAGGGAAUUGUGUAAAGUGUUGUUGCUGUGUUAUCUUGAAUUAUUGCAGAUACUUUUGUAAGUUUAUACUUACCGGCUUACCAAUAUUUUCCGGUAAAUAAGAUGCUUAUCAAAAAAAAAACAACAUUAUUUUAGCAGCAUGUGUAUAUAUAGUACCAUACUGAACAUAUAAUUAUUUGUUUUUCUAUUCUUGACCUAAAUAUUUUAUUUUAUUUAACAUUUUGUAAUCUUAUUAUGAACUGUAAUUAUCUCCAUGUUUGAUCAUUUGUGUCGUACUAAUUUUUUUUCACAACUCGUACUUCUUUCAUACUUAUCAUAUUUCGGGAUGAGUGGAUAUCAUUCUUAGAUUUUUUAACUCUUUUGUGUCAAAUGUAUCUUAAUCAGGAGGAAUAAAUUAAUUGGCGUAAAUGUGUUAGCAAUGUA